AGACGUUUUCACAGAUGACAACAGAAGAAGUUUGCUGUAACAACUCCAAAACAACAUGGUCGCGAAAGGUACAGUGAUGGUGUGAUGUGAAAAAUAUUAAGAGUGAGUUUUGAAAAUGGAAGCAUCUGGAAAUGGAUCGCUUUCAUCACGGCUGCUUUCCUUGCUUAAGAAUGGAAAAUGGGAAAUAGAAGAUGUCGUUAAGUUGUUUAAAGCCCUCGUGAAAGAAUUUAAUGGCAGAGAUGAAGAUUUUCGAAAAUGGAUGAUGACAAUCCUUCAUCAAGUGGAGAUUCACAAAAUAAGUGCAUCAGAUCUGAUAUUAAAUGACACUAACAUUGUGGAUCACGUCGAGGCCAAAAUUAAUCAAAUAGCCAAAAACACUGAUGAGAAAACACUAGAUGAGAUUGUGAAGGAAAUCUGUGACCAAGCCGAUAUUGAUGAACAAACUAUGGCACAAGUGAAAGAUAUUGUGUCCUCUGUGUCUGAUUGUCUGUCAGCUUCUACAGCUCCACAUCUAGAAGAAAACAAACAAAGUUUGUUUAAGCUCUGCAAAGCCGUAGAAAAGUCAAUGAAAUAUAAACCUCGAGUGACUCAGAUGGUGAGCUGGUGCAUUCUCGUUCUUUCUAAAUCAAGUCGGCUGGUUCAGGUUGGAACGGGAGAAGGAAAGUCGUGCAUCGUGGCGAUGUUCGCAGCAUAUCAGGCCAUGAUGGGAAAAACCCCUGAUAUCAUCUCCAGUUCACCUGUACUUGCUGAAAGAGACAAAGAAGAAUGGUCUGCAUUUUAUAAUGAACUGAAUAUUACAGUUGAUACCAACACCAAUAAAACAAAAGACAAUGAGCUGAAGGAGUGCUAUGAAUGUAAGGUGGUUUACGGCACGACUGACGGCUUUGCGGGCGAUUUUCUGAGACAACGUUUCCACAGAAAAGAUGUGAGACCUGAGAGAAAGUUUGAGUGUGUUAUAGUGGAUGAGGUGGACUCGCUGAUGUUGGACAAAGGUCCUGAAGUGGUCUACUUGAAUAGUAGGAUGCCUCUCAUGGAACAGUUAAAUGGGACACUGGCUGAAAUUUGGUUUGUCAUCAACCAGAUGGAGUGUUUAGACACCGGAGAGAUUUUAGGGCACGUUCAGCUCUUCUCUCAGCUUCUGUCUGAAAUCAUGCAUGGAAAUAAAAACAUUGAUCAACUCAGUAUUGUGCAGACAGCUGUGGAUGCAGGACUAAUGUCUUUAAACCCAAUGCAAACGGAAGAAAACAUGACAAACGUUCUCAAAAGACUAGAUAAUGCAAGUGUUGUACAAAUGGUGGCAUUUUUAACCAUGUUUGUGGGAAACUUCCCUGAGUAUUUAAUCAAACUCUACCAGCAGGCGCCUGAUAGGACUCUAAGGAAACUCAAUGAAAUUAAUCCUACAGGUACAAAUGACAGACAAGGAAUAUCAAUUCUUCUUCUGGGAAAUGGAAAAUGUCGAGUUGUGCACUUUGAAGAAGACUCACUAGUAACGGCACUAGGGAAACGUAUAAAAAUGGUUUAUCAGUCUGAAUCAACAGGGGAACAAACUGAAUCUCGUAUCCCAGGCCUUCAAGACCUCGUCGAUGGCAAGGUAAAAACCUGGAUUGAAAGUGCUCUGCAAGCCACCAAAAUGACUCUGGGCCACGAAUACAUCCUUCAUGGAGAUGGAGUCGCUCCUGUCGAUUACAGUUCCACUGGCAUUGUGCAGAACAACAUGAAAUGGGGGGAAGGACUUCAGCAGUUCCUGGAGAUGAAACACCAAACUAAACUAUCCAACAUGAGUCUUGUAACAAACUUCAUGUCUAAUGUGGGUUUAUUCAAGAAAUACAAAAAUCAGAUCUAUGGGAUAACAGGAACUUUGGGGGACCAAUCAGAGCUUGAGAUGCUGAAGCAGCUCUACAAUGGAAUUGACGUCUGCAAGAUUCCCUCAUUUAAACGAAGGAAACUUUAUGAAUUGGAAGGUGUGAUAGUACCUAAAGAGGACGACUGGAUCAAGACUGUCUGUAAAGUCGUUCAGGAUCAAGUGACCUCCACAGUCUAUCGAGGUCCUCGAGCAGCUCUCGUCAUCUGUGAGACAAUCAAUCGUGCACUAAAAUUUUACGAGAACCUUGAAGACACCAUCCCAUCAGACAAACUAAAACUCUAUGUAAACAACAACAUGGAUAACUCUAAAAUCAUAGAUUCAACAGUCCAAGUUGGGAACGUCAUCAUUGCAACUAAUCUAGCAGGUCGAGGUACAGACCUAAAGGUCUGUGAAAGAGUAAAUGAGGCAGGAGGACUGUUUGUGGUGCAAACCUUCUUACCUCUGAACAUCCGUGUUGAGCAGCAAGCGUUUGGACGAACGGCUCGCCAAGGGAGUCCAGGAUCUGCUCAACUCAUCAUGUGCGCCAGUCAUUUCUCUGACUUGGUGAAAUUAGUGAUGGACUUAAACACAUCGCUAACCAGCUUACUCAGCCGUCUGAACCAUCUUAAAACUAUAUUGAUGUCAGGUGGUUGCAAAGAAAGUCUGUUUGAGGAAAAUGUUAAUCGCUACCUGGAAAAUAACAGCUCUCAAAAUCAAGACACCAUGGUCUCUGCUCUCAAAGGCCUCUUAACAACAAAAUCAGUGACAUUUAUGGAAAGCAAUCUGAAAGAGGCAAAGGAUGCCAGAACUAUUAUGGUAAGCAUCAGACUCUCAAGAUUCCUUGAAAAAGACAUUCCAAAAAUCUUAAAAGAAGAAGAGCUUUUUUCUGAUUACCUUGACAUUUUAGACGAUGUUUAUGAAAACAAAGUAUUCUCUGACCAGCGUGACGUAAUUGUGUCCUGUCUUCACGAGUGCUGGGGUUUGUGGCUCUUGAUGCACUUCGCUGAGGAAAAACCCAUUGAAACAUUGAAGAAACAGCUGAAGAUGGACUUGAAGAUUGCAAAGCAGAAACUCUUGAGCAGAGAGUCCCCAUCUUCCAUGGUCUAUUAUUACAUCAGGUCUGGAAACAAUCUUCUUGAGAGGGGACGCCUUGCAGAGAGCAUUGAGAUGUACACCAAAGCACUGGAGGGCGGUACAUCUGGGAAUAUCAUUCCUCUUUAUAAUCGUGCACUGGCCACUAUUACUGAGAAAAACACUGGCUAUAUUGCUCAAGCAUUGACUGACCUGGAAAAGGCUGACAAGGCAAUAGACUCAUACAAGUCAUAUCUGGAAAAUAUCCUUGCUUGUAUGAAAUCAUCAAGACAAGAGCAGACAACCGAAGGCGACGCUGUGCUCAUUAAUCAGUUUCGAGUGAAGUACGUGAUUGUAGACCUACUCAAGAUGAACAUUCAAGACGCUGUAAUGAAGUUGAAGAGGGCUGAAAACAUGGGAGGAGAUGUGAGCCUUACUGAAAAACACCCACUUUUUCUGGUUGCACUCAUCAUGCUCAUUUAUCCAAGACUCAUAGAUGAUCUGACGAUGGAGACAGCACACAUUAUAUCAUUUGGUCUUGAAAACAUUUUUUCUUUAGACACCAUUUUUUCCGCCAGUGGCCUUUUGUCAAAAGUAUUUAAACUUGUGAAAUUUGACAAAGUUUUCAAAAAUAUCUAAAUAAACAAAAUGUAAAAAAUGAAUCUCACCCUUUCUAUAUAUAGUUCAUGUCUGAAGAAUUGUUACUCUGAUCUAAUCAGAUAUACUGUGUUGUUCCUCAUGACACAUUUCAUUCUUUAAAUGAUAAUUUUCAGAAGGAAAUUUCAGGUUGGUAUUGUAAAUUAUGACAGACUGUAUAAAUGUCACCUAAUAAAAAGUAUUUU
Molecule: messenger RNA, 3756 nt
Organism: Pimephales promelas (fathead minnow)
Lineage: Eukaryota; Metazoa; Chordata; Actinopteri; Cypriniformes; Leuciscidae
Source: RefSeq, a predicted model, not a curated record